AUUAUAAAGUUGGUUGCGUGGAUUGCACGACCAUGAAAGAGACUGCAAAAGCAAACCAGCAGUGCAAUCCACCCUUCAAUUUUGACUUUCCAGCUCCUCCUCAUUAUCGCCAUUAAUAAAGUUCAUUUACACACAAAACCCAACCGCAAUAGGAGAAUUUAGGUUAGGGUUCCAGAAUCAGUCAUAGUUUAUUCAAAUUUGGUUGUAAUAACAUGGGUGAAGAAGGGGAUAGGUUGCUGAAUCUGGAAUCAGUGAGGAAGAGUCUGGUGAGGCAGGAAGACACCAUCAUCUUCUCUCUCAUUGAGCGCUCCAAAUACCCUAUCAACUCGCGCUUGUACCAUCAACCCUCUCUGCUGCACUUCUUCAUCAACGAAUCCGAAGCUCUUCAAGCUAAGGCUGGUCGUUACAUAUCACCGGAAGAAAACGCGUUCUUCCCAGAUAGUUUGCCUCCUCCUAUGCUGCCUCCUCCUAAACACAAACCUGUCUUGCAUCCCUCAGGAGCUUCCAUCAACAUAAACGAAAAGAUCUUCGAUCACUACCUCAAGACGCUGAUCCCUCUCGUUGCUGCUGAGGGCAGCGACGACGGGAACUACGCCACCACUGCAGCCAGUGAUCUAGCAUGUUUGCAGGCUCUUUCGAGAAGGAUUCAUUUUGGGAAAUUCGUGGCUGAGGUGAAAUUCAGAGACUCCCCUCAAGACUAUACACCUGCUAUACUUGCUAAGGACAAAGAAGGUUUGAUGGCGUUGUUGACGUUUGAGAGUGUGGAAGAGGCGAUCAAGAAGCGCGUGGAGAAGAAGGCGAUGGUGUUUGGGCAAGAUGUGGAGAAACCAGAAAGUGGCACCUAUAAGGUUAAACCUGCAGUGGUUUCUCAGCUCUAUGGGGAGUGGGUGAUUCCUUUGACUAAAUUUGUUCAAGUCGAGUAUCUUCUUCGUCGUCUCGAUUGAUUAAGUUGCAUAACUCUGUUUUCCUCUGUUUCAUUCUUGAUGAACUUCAACACUAGAUCACCAUUAUUUGAUUGUUAUGUGACUAAUUUCGUGGGAAGAAUAAAUAAAGUCUAAUUUCUUGUUCC
Salvia splendens (bonfire salvia) is the source of this 1069-nucleotide messenger RNA. RefSeq names its product chorismate mutase 2 (gene CM2). Gene Ontology annotation, molecular function: chorismate mutase activity. Gene Ontology annotation, biological process: aromatic amino acid biosynthetic process; chorismate metabolic process. The record is from RefSeq and is a predicted model, not a curated record. Gene Ontology annotation, cellular component: cytoplasm. The transcript has 5 exons. NCBI's taxonomy places the organism in Eukaryota, Viridiplantae, Streptophyta, Magnoliopsida, Lamiales, Lamiaceae. The coding region runs from base 213 to 944 and encodes 243 amino acids.